Ananas comosus (pineapple) is the source of this 1761-nucleotide messenger RNA. RefSeq names its product Golgi SNAP receptor complex member 1-1. The transcript is spliced from 5 exons. The record is from RefSeq and is a predicted model, not a curated record. Gene Ontology annotation, cellular component: SNARE complex; Golgi membrane; Golgi medial cisterna. Lineage: Eukaryota; Viridiplantae; Streptophyta; Magnoliopsida; Poales; Bromeliaceae. Gene Ontology annotation, molecular function: SNAP receptor activity. Gene Ontology annotation, biological process: endoplasmic reticulum to Golgi vesicle-mediated transport; vesicle fusion. The coding region runs from base 769 to 1500 and encodes 243 amino acids.
UCAUUGCGGCCAUUAAUGUGGUCAUUAAUGGAGAACUCACCCCGUGAGGGGUUCCACCGUUUAGAUUUUUCGGGCCGUCUCUCCUUCCUCCUCUCCGUCUCCGUCAUUGCCAUGAGAGCCAGCGUUACUUCGGUGUUUGCCAGGAGGAUUGCGAACUGUUCCUGUCGCUGUCUCCGCCGUGGCAUGGCGGGGUGGUUUGUACGAUCUAUGCCUCUUCUACUUUGCUUAGAUGGCUGCGAAGGCACAUAACCUUCAGCAACUCACCGGAUCCGGUAGGAUGCGGCCACCGGUGUAGAUGGCUAUAGGGAUUUGGCCGGAUUUGAUAGGAUUUAUGGGUUUCUGAUUUGACCCUGGGGUUUUCCUUUUUCCUUCCUUUUUUCCUUUGUCAAGCUUAUCUACUCAUCUGCCUGAUUUUUUGCCUAUAAAUAGCACCUCUUAUCUUGGUUUAGUUAUUAUUUCUUAUGCUUAUGCUUAUGGUUUUUCCUCUUUACUCUCCUAUUCUGUUAGCUCUUGGUUAUUCUAUUGGUUUUGUGCUACACCUGGUAGCGUGAGGUGUGGAAGUGUGGUUUUUAUCCUGGGCUCUGUGUGUUUUUUAUUAUGUAUGUCUUACUCUUCAUGUAUACUGAUAUGUUCCCCAUCCUCUGCUUCUUCCUGCAUGUGAAUAUUUGUCGUGUUGGUAGCCAGGCUGACUCUGUUGCUUGACGAGAAUCAAAUAUAGGUGUAUAAAUUUUGCUGCUCUUUAUUUUCCUGCUCUGUUUGCCAUACCGCAUGCUAACUACAUUCUUUUCUCUUUUUUUGCAUUGCAUGUUAAUUGCCUUUUUGCUGAAACGGUGGUAUUGGAAUGGCGGGCGAAACAUUGGUUUAGUAGCUUCCAAGGCAAGGAAACUUGAAGCUCAGAUAGAUGACCAGAUGAAUUCAUAUCGUAGGUUGGUUGCCACCAAACCUGAUGGAUCAGAGAAUGACCUUGAAUCUGGUAUAGAGAGACUACUGAAGCAACUUCAGCAAGUGAAUACACAGAUGCAAACAUGGGUAUCCUCAGGAGGGUCGGAAGUUCUUUCUCAUACCUUGACUCGUCAUAAAGAGAUUCUGCAGGACCUUACACAGGAAUUUUAUCGUCUUCGAGGAAGCCUUAGAGCUAAGCAAGAACAUGCAUCCCUCCUCCUCGACUUCAGGGAUUUUGACCGGGCGAAAUUGGAUGUUGAAGAGGGUGCUGGUUCGGAUGGGCAAGCUCUUCUCAGAGAACAAGCAGUAAUUAGCAGAAGUUCAGGACAGAUGGAUUCUUUGAUUUCGCAUGCCCAAUCAACUCUCGGAACACUUGUUCUUCAGCGCUCCACAUUUGGCGGCAUCAGCACAAAGAUAACCAAUGUUAGCAGCCGUCUUCCGGGGGUGAAUCAGAUCCUCUCAUCAAUUAGGAGGAAGAAAUCGAUGGACACCAUCAUUCUCUCUCUUGUUGCCUCCGUCUGUACAUUUCUCAUUUUCAUUUACUGGUUGUCAAAGUAAGGCAUAAAAUUGACAUCGCCUUGGAUUCAAUCUGUAAGUGCGUAUUAUUCUAGUUUUUGUUUGUAUUGCAACUAGAGUUGUCACACUGUUAUAUGAUAUAAUGAUCGGCUUCUGAAGUGCCCUUAUAGGACCAUGUAUUCUACCUUUCUUUUUGUCUUUCUCUGGGACAACUCCGUAUAGUUUCUUUCUUUCCAAUAAAUGUGUACAGUAGCUGUUUUGCUCAGCUUUUGACGUAAAAUUUACGUUCGAGAAUCAUGACUU